Messenger RNA from Plasmodium knowlesi strain H, 1401 nucleotides. Its product is annotated as KIR-like protein. The transcript has 3 exons. The record is from RefSeq and is a predicted model, not a curated record. The coding region runs from base 1 to 1401 and encodes 466 amino acids. Lineage: Eukaryota; Apicomplexa; Aconoidasida; Haemosporida; Plasmodiidae.
AUGGGAAGGGAAGGAAUUCUAAGGAAAAAAAUGGCACCAAUAUGGGUGUUACCAUCCAAAUUGAGAUAUAGUACAUUCGGUAAUGAUAUAACAUGUGGUGGGAGCGCACAGAAUCCAAAGUGUAAUGAUGACUUAGUAGCGAAGGUGAGGAACGGAUUACAGGAGAAAGGUAUUAGUGAUACUGAUAAUAACUGGAUCAAAGAAAUUUUAAGCAGCCACCGUAGCGCAUGUUCAUGGGGAAAAGAUAUAAGUUCAGGCGAAGAUGAAUGGUGUCAUUGGUUUUAUUAUUGGUUAGGGGAUCAAAUAAAGGACAAACUGAAAAAUGGGCAAGAAUUUGCGAAGGUCAUGGAUUCAAUUUAUGGUAAUUUCGCAGACGGUGGAUUCACCUGUAAGUGCAAUAACAUAUAUAGUAAUAUUAGUAAAGAACUUUUCGAAAAGGCGAAAAUACUUUUUGAUUACAAGUAUGACUACGACACCUUACAGAAUGACCAAAACGGUCAGACGUAUUCUUCUAUUUCCAAAUGUAGCGAAGUCUACCAAACUGCCCAAUCAGCAUAUCAUAUCGUAAUUCAAAAUUGCGGCAAAGGGCAGUGGAAGGACACCUCCUACUGUGAAAAUUUUAUAACGAAACCUACGGAUUUGAACCCACACCCAUUACCUGCACGAUCGUGCAGACCUGCUGGGGACGACUUUGGUCUUGGCAAUACCGUCGUCCGUGCUGUUGGUAGGGGAUUAGCUUCCAUAGCCUUACCAGCCAUAGCAUAUUUAUUUUACAAGUAUAAACCACAACUCUUCUCCUUUGGAGGGAACAGGAACCGCUCCUUUGGACAUGGAAGGAAUGGAUUGAACAGGAAUGGUCGAAAUAGAGGAAGAUCUACCCUUAGAAGUGAAUUAAACACAACAUACUCAGAACACGACCGCGACGGCAUUUCCACCAUCGGCGGAUCAGAUUCCAUGUCAGAUUACGGGUCCGAUUACAUGUCAGAUUCCAUAUCCGAUUCCAUGUCAGAAUCUAUGUUAGAUUCCAUCGAAAUAUAUCCUUCCAGGGAAAAACGUCAUUUUAAAAAUACUACUAUUGGGAAAGAGCGCAAGAACUUUAUCGAAGUACACAUACACUUUCCAAUAAAAAAUAUUGUCCAAAGAAUGUUCGCCCCGCCCCCCCCAAAAAAUGACAACUACAUCAGAAUACGGGGACCCGUGGGGGGCAGCACCCACAUUUGCUACACAUGCACGAAGCUUCCCUUAUCCCACACACACAUGUCGAGGGGAAAAAUUCAACCCCCUUUAUGCUGGAUCCAACAUAUGAAAUCUGCCGCGUUCCCAAAUGGUUGCCAUUUCCAGUUGUGCAGUAUAUGUGUCACCCGAUGUAAACCAAAGAAAGAAAAAAUGUUGUUCGUGUAG